Molecule: messenger RNA, 1608 nt
Organism: Penicillium riverlandense
Lineage: Eukaryota; Fungi; Ascomycota; Eurotiomycetes; Eurotiales; Aspergillaceae
Product: isocitrate lyase
Exons: 2
Coding region: 1-1608 (535 amino acids)
Biological process (GO): carboxylic acid metabolic process
Molecular function (GO): isocitrate lyase activity
Source: RefSeq, a predicted model, not a curated record
AUGCCUGAUCAGUCCAAUAUCGCUCUCGAGGCGGAACAGAAGGCCUUUGACGAGACGGCGCGGGCCAUUGAAGAGUGGUGGAGCACACCCCGGCAGCGACAUAUUAAGAGGCCGUACUCGGCCCGGGCCAUCGCCGCGUUGCGUGGCUCCGAAACUGUACCCUGCGUCUCCUCCCCGGCAGCAUUGAAGCUCUGGGCUAUGCUGUGCGAACACCGUCGAAAUGGCACCGCCGAGAUGACCUUUGGCGCGACCGACCCCGUGGCCGUGAGCCAGAUGGCCAAGCACAUGCGGACCGUCUACGUGUCUGGCGGCCUUUGUGGUUUCAGCGAAAAUAACUACCCGGGCAUGGAUCACGCCGACUAUCUAACAACGGUGCGUCGCCGACGGCAGCCCUGGGACACAGUGCCCAAAGUUGUAGAUAAGAUCUUCAGGUCUGAGCUCUGGCACGACCAGAGACAAUACCAGUUCCGCAUGAGCCACAGGCUUCAAGAUCGCAGCGUACUCGAAAAGUGGGACUACCUGAUGCCUAUCAUUGCGGACGGUGACAUGGGUUUCGGAUCUCUGACAACCACCCUCAAAUCUACGAAGGCGCUUGCAGAGUUCGGAGCCGCCGGCAUUCACAUAGACGACCUUGCAAUUGGCCUCAAGAAGUUCACCAUUGGACAGGGGAGAACUAUCGUGCCAACCUCCGAGUACGUUGACCGCGUUAAGGCUAUGCGCCUCCAGCUGGACAUCAUGGGUGCCGAGACGCUCAUCUUUGCCCGCUGCGACACGGAUCACGCCGACUACAUAACAUCUGUGGUGGACCCGCGGGAUCAUGAGUACGUUUUGGGGGCUACAAGGGACGUCAGGCCUCUUCAGCAAGUCGUGAGUGACGCCAUCGCGGCCGGAGAGAGUGUCCUCGAUGCAAGGUCCCAGUGGAUUGCUUCUGCGGGACUGAAGACCUUCGAUGAAACGGUCCAGGCCGUGGCCACCGAGGCCCAAUUCGAUGCGUACAAGCUCGACUCUCGCGUCAGUUACGGUUCGUCUCUCCGUCAGCGUCGGGAGGCUGCAAGGGAUGUCACAGGAGCCGAUGUCACGUUCGACUGGGAGCUCCCGCGCUCUUCAAAUGGCCAGUACAUGUUUCGCCAAACCGUAAAGACCAUUGUCGAACGCGCCCUCCUCGUCGCCCCCUUGAGCGACCUUUCCUGGUCGAGAAUGGACAGCCCCAACUACCACGAUAUAAAGGAGUAUCACGAAACGAUGCUAUCUUAUCUGCCCAGCCGCAUGUUUGCCUUUGCCUGGGGAGGCGAGUGGUCGUUCCCCCAGUCGGCUGGAUGGACACCUGAGCGGCGUAAGAAUGCAUCAGCCAUCAUGGCCAAGGACUUUGGCGUCGUCUGGCAGGUUCAGCCCAUGUACAUGAUUCAGGGUGUCAACAUGGAAAUUGAAAGGUCUGCAGAUAUGUGGACAAGUGAAGGCAUUGGCGGGUACUACGAGAAGAUUCAGGCGGCGGCUAUUUCAAGGAAGCCGUUCAAGGUAGAUGGGUACGAGAAGAUGAGCUGGUGUGGUGGAUCUCUUAGUGAUGCAUUUUUUGCGGCCGUGGCGGGGGAGGAAAUCUCACAGAUAUAA